ACCGUUCCGCAAAUCCUUUCCACAUGUCUGGAGAUGUGGAUUUCUUCUUGCUUAGAGAACAGGAGCGGAAUAAGUCUCGCGCAGAGCGGGAGCAGAAGACGACCCUGCAGGUGCACGAGAAGAUGACAUACUCGUCCAAAGUGUUGGCCAAGCACACCAGCCUUCGUCGGGAGCUGCAGCUGGAGGACGAGAUGCAAGACCAGGAGACGCGCGCCGAGGCAGAGCGGCUGCGUGCCUUCCACGACCACACGGCUUGGAAGCUCUGCAUGACCAAAGAAAGGAAGAUGGAAUCUGAUAACAUGAACAUCUACAUUAACCAGAAGCGGCAGAUAUUCCUCAUCCAGUACGCCCUGGACAUGAAGCGGAAGGAGAUCCAGCGGCUGGAGAUGCUGGCGGCCAAGGAGGAGGCAGAGCUGGAGCAGGCAGAGAAGUCCCUGGAGAAGGACGCAGCCUUGUUCGACGAGUUUCUCCGGGAGAACGACCGCAGCUCCGUUCAGGCCCUGAGAGCGGCUGAAAAGGAGACCAAAGCAAAAGUGGAGAAGAUCAUUGAGAUCCGUGAACUGACCACCCAGAUCAUGAACAUCAAAAGUGAAAUCUCCAAAUUUGAAGACACUUUGCAGCAUUACAAGAUCUACAAGGACUUCCUAUACAAGCUGUCGCCCAAGGAGUGGUUGGAAGAAAAGGAGAAGAAGCACCAGGAUCUCAAAAAGACCAAGGAGGCCCCCGAGCCCCCCAAAGAGAACAUUUCAUUCUCCACAGGAGGGGACAAAGAUGGGCAGGGCCCAAAGAAACCCUCGAAGUCCCUGCCGGUGACCCGGCUGAGGCGGCUUCUAUCCAGCUCCAUGAGCCUCCAGUACAGCAGACAGCCCAGCCUGAACAGUGAGCUGGACCCCAAAGGGUCAAGCUCUAUCUCCACCAUGUAUGAGGAUCCAGGCAGCGACGGGGAGGAGCUGGAGCUGUACUUCACAGAUCCUCAGCAGCUCCUGGACAUCUUCAUGAAGCUGGAAGAGCAGAACCUCUCGCUCAUCCAGAACACACAGGAGAUGGAGGAGGCCCUGGAUGAUCUGAAUGUCACCCUGAAAAACACCCAGAUCCGCAUGGACAAGGAGGUCAACCAGUUGAAGCAGUGGGUCACCACACUGAUGAUGUCCAUCACCAAGGAGGAGGAGACUGCCGCCGAGCUGGAGCUCAAAGCCCGAGUCUUCCACUUCGGCAAGUACAAGGGUGCUCAGGAGGACAAGCUGCUGGAAAGCCUGAACCGCAAGGUGCUGGACGUGUACCAGCAAUGCCUCGGCAGCCAGCAGGAGUCCAACCUGGGCCCCGUGCAGAUGCUCACCAUCAUCGAGCACCACCUGGACGAGCUGCUGGAAAACCUAGAGCGGGUGCCCCAGAUCAAGAUCGAGCAGGCCGAGAAGGCCAAGGAGAAGGAGCGCCGCGUGCGACUCCGGGAGGAGAAGGUCAUGAUGCAGAAGCGGCUGCAGGAGGAGCGUGUGCAGCGGGCCCAGGCCCGGGCCCAGGCUGAGAUCAAGAAGAAGAGAGGCAGGAGACUGGUGAGUCGCUCCCGGCCCCCAGCUCUCAAGGUGAAGAAGGAGCCUGAGCACGUGCAGACAGAGGAGGACAAGGAUGAGCAGCUGCUGUUCUGCACCUAG
Lontra canadensis (Northern American river otter) is the source of this 1649-nucleotide messenger RNA. RefSeq names its product cilia and flagella associated protein 100 (gene CFAP100). The record is from RefSeq and is a predicted model, not a curated record. NCBI's taxonomy places the organism in Eukaryota, Metazoa, Chordata, Mammalia, Carnivora, Mustelidae. The transcript has 13 exons. The coding region runs from base 24 to 1649 and encodes 541 amino acids. Gene Ontology annotation, cellular component: ciliary basal body.